Messenger RNA from Neoarius graeffei (lesser salmon catfish), 5839 nucleotides. RefSeq names its product integrin, beta 7 (gene itgb7). Gene Ontology annotation, molecular function: integrin binding. The transcript is spliced from 16 exons. The coding region runs from base 100 to 2352 and encodes 750 amino acids. Gene Ontology annotation, biological process: cell adhesion mediated by integrin; integrin-mediated signaling pathway; cell migration. Gene Ontology annotation, cellular component: integrin complex; focal adhesion; cell surface. NCBI's taxonomy places the organism in Eukaryota, Metazoa, Chordata, Actinopteri, Siluriformes, Ariidae. The record is from RefSeq and is a predicted model, not a curated record.
GAACAGAGACACAGAAACGACACACAUUCACGAAAACUCUUCACAGGACACGAGAACAUUACAGAAACGUUCACACAGUUCUUCAGUUCUUCAGGAGUCAUGAGGUUGGUUCUAACCUUUGUCCUUGCUGUUCACUUGGUGUCACUGAGAUGUACAGCAGACCUAGCUCCAGGGUGUCAGCAACACUCUACCUGCACUGACUGUGUGAAGAGUCCAGGAUGUGCAUGGUGUAAGCAGGAGGGUUUCCUCAAUUCUGGAGAGUCAGACACAUAUAGAUGCGACUCUGCUGAGUCCCUGAGGAUAAGGAAUUGUCAGAGCGAAAAUGUGAUUAAUCCCAGGAAUGAUGCCAUCCUCAUGAAAGACAACGACUUGAACAGUGACCCCGGAAAUGUGGUGCAGCUCAAACCACAGAGCCUGAAAGUCCAACUCAGAAUCGGUGUGCCACAGGAAUUUAAGGUGGAGUUUAAGAGGGCUAAGGGUUAUCCCAUAGACUUGUACUACCUGAUGGACCUGAGCUACUCCAUGAAGGACGAUCUGGAGGAGAUUAAGAAACUUGGGCAGGAAAUUCUGAAGACACUGCAGAUCAUCACGCAGAGUGAAGUCACGCAGACUAAAAUCCGCAUCGGUUUUGGCUCAUUUGUUGACAAGGAUAAACUCCCAUACGUUACCCAGGUUAAGGCCAGGAGACGGAACCCCUGUCCCACUCGCACUGACACCUGCGAGCCCGCCUUCACCUUUCACAAUGUUCUGCCAUUGACUGAACAUCCCACAGAAUUUAAGAAAAAAGUCAGUGAGCAGAAGAUCUCUGGUAACCUGGACUCUCCUGAAGCUGGUUUAGAUGCGAUCAUGCAGGCUGCUGUGUGCCAGAAAAUUAUCGGAUGGGGGAAUGUGACUCGAAUUCUGGUCUACACUUCUGAUGACACCUUUCACAUGGCAGGAGAUGGUCGACUUGCUGGAAUAUUUAAGCCACAUGACGGAAAGUGUCAUCUUAAAGACGGUGUUUAUGAUGGCACAUUGUUUGAUUAUCCAUCAGUGGGCCAUCUCUCUCAAGUCCUUCAAGCUAAUAACAUUCAGCUGAUAUUUGCAGUGACAAAAAACACCGUUCCAGCCUAUGAGGCACUGAGUGCGUUAAUUCCUCAGUCGGUGGUUGGUGAGUUGGCGAAUGACUCGAGUAAUGUGGUCCAUCUGAUCUCCGAGGCUUAUGGGAACUUAUCUUCCACUUUGCUCUUGGAGCACAACGUUACUCUACCUGGUCUCCAAGUGUCCUACAAGUCUCACUGCAACGAUCAGGCGAGCGGAACCUGGCAGCACAGAGGAGAGUGUACCAGAAUCCGAAACGAGAAGGUUUCCUUCACUGUGCGUCUGAAUGCAACUGAAUGUCUGGCUGAUCCUAAAACAUUUGAGAUCCACCUGAAGGGCAUUAACGAAGUUCUGAAGGUUACCAUGGAAACACUGUGUGACUGUGAGUGUGGCGCUAAGGAGGAGAACUCACAACAGUGUGGAGGAAAAGGAACACUGGACUGUGGAGUCUGCAGGUGUAAUACAGGUUACAUAGGUCAGUAUUGUGAUUGUGAGAGUAACAAUCGCACAUCCUGUCGCCGUGACAACAGUACUAAGGAGUGCAGCGGUCGUGGUGUGUGUGAGUGUGGUCGGUGUAAGUGCAGUGGACAAUUCAGUGGGAAGAACUGCGAGUGUGACGAUACUGACUGUGAACGCUACAACAACAAGAUCUGCAACGGUAAAGGUAAAUGUGUCUGUGGGGAGUGUAAAUGCUCCCCUAACUACACGGGCUCAGCGUGUGAGUGUUCCACAGAGACAAGUAUGUGUCAGAAUAAAUCUGGAAAGUUUUGUAGCGGUCACGGAAACUGUAGCUGUAACCGCUGUGAGUGUAACAAAGGCUUCGGGGGAGACGCCUGCAAUGAGCUCACCAAUGCAUGCACAAAAUAUAAAGAUUGUAUGGCCUGUACACACGCCAGGGAGGGCUGCUCAGUGAGAUGUGGGGGAGUUCGGCUGGUCAAGUUGGAGGACUCUCGAAGCUUGGAGUGUAUACAUGAGAGCAUCAGCUAUGAAGUGAAGCUGGAUGAAAACGACAAUGUGGUGAUCAACUACGCUCAGCUACCACAUACUAUCGAUAAAACCAGUGUGAUCAUUGGCUCCAGCGUUUCAAGCAUCAUCUUCAUCGGCAUCCUCAUCAUCAUCAUCUAUAAAAUCCUGCUGGAGCUUUAUGACCGCCGGGAAUACCGCAACUUCCUCAAAGCUCAGGAGAACACCAAGUGGAAUGAGGAAAGCAAUCCUCUGUACAAGGGAGCCACGACUACAGUGUUAAACCCUCUGCACUUCCAGGACAAUUAAACACCAGCUUCAGAACCACACAGAGAACUGGAGAACAUCAGUGUACACUGUGUGUGUGUGUGCGCGCACAUUUGUAAACGGAGAGUUUUGCAUUGUUUUACACAUUACAAUGUUAUUAACAGUUUUAAUCGUUAUUAAAUAGUAUUAUUGUCUUGCAGAGGAGCACUGCAGGACUGUAGAGGAUAUUCAUUCCAUUACAUUCUGCUGAGCAAACUUAUUUAUAUCUGUGUUACACUGAAGAAAGUGUCAAUUAUUGAGAUGAGAUAUUUAAAUACAUCAGGUCCAGUAUCAAUGUUACAUGUUCUAUUACAUAAUUUAAAUACAAUAAUUUAAACACCCUUCAGAUAUUGAGAGGGAGAUAUUUUUGAAACUUCAUUUCUUUUUCUGCCAACUAACACUCUCAGACAUCCUCAGUGGUUCUUUGGAUAGUUAAACAGGUUCUUGCGAAUCUUGUCUGGAAUGGAGACACUGUUGUAAUGUUCUCCAUCAAACCUUUAAACCUUGUAAUGAAGAAAACCUUUACUGUUCUAGAUUUAACCUUAUUUUUGUGUAUAUCUGAUUUUAUAGAAAGUUUUCUUCUUUGAUGGAAAUGGAAAUAUAAUUCUUUUUAUAACUCUUUAGGGGCAGCACUGUGGUGUAGAGGGUGGCAUGGUGGUGUAGUGGUUAGCACUGUCGCCUCACAGCAAGAAGGUUCUGGGUUCAAACCCAGCGGCUGACGAGGGCCUUUCUGUGUUUGCAUGUUCUCCCUGUGUCUGUUGCCCCUUUUCCGCCAGGGCUGGUUCGGGGCCAGUCCUUAAUUUGGAACCGGGUUUUCUGUUUCCACUGACAAAGAACUGGUUCUGGGGCCAGAAAAACCGGUUCCAGGGUAGCACCAGCUCUUUGCUGGGCCAGAGGAAAGAACCGCUUACGUCAGCGGGGGGUGGAGUUGUUAAGACCAACAACAAUAGCAAGACCGCGAAAGGUCGCCAUUUUUAAAUAAGCGAUGAGAAAUCAUGGAUGCAGUAAAGCAGCAGUCAUCCAUUAUUAUUGUUGUUGUUGCUGCUGCUGCUUCUUCUUCUUCUCCGUGUUGUUGUUGCUUCGAUGUUCGCGCCAAGGUUUAUGCAAACGCAGCGACGUAACUGACGUAUACAGUGACGUAAUGACGUGGCUCCCCUUAGCACCCCGAGCUAUGGAAAAGCAAACCGGUUUUCAGCUGGCUCACAAGUUGAACGAGUUGUGAACCAGCACCAGCACUGGCCCCGAACCAGCCCUGGAACUGAUUUGGUGGAAAAGGGGUAUGUGUGGGUUUCCUCCCACAGUCCAAAGAUAUGCAGGUUAGGUUAAUUGGUGGCUCUAAAUUGACUGUGAGUGUGAAUGGUUGUUUGCCACUAUGUGUCAGCCCUGCGAUGAUCUGGCAACUUGUCCAGGGUGUACCCUGCCUCUCACCCAGAGUCAGCUGGGAUAGGCUCCAGCUUGCCUGUGACCCUGUGGCUACAGAUAAUGGAUGGAUAAUUCUUUCUUGUAUAAUUUCCUUGUUAGUUACUAUCACAAGAACUAGAUGUGCAUGGGGCAAGUUCAGAGAACUCCUCCCAGUCCUGACAUGCAGGUGUUUGUCUCCAUCAACCCGUGGGAAAGUGUACAAAAGCUGCGUAAGGAGUGCUAUGCUUUAUGCUAGCGAGUGUUGGCCCCUGAAAAGUUGUGAUCUCGGAAGAUUAGAAAGAAACGAGAGGGCCAUGCUGCGUUGGAUUUUGCACACUAAGCCUGACGAUAGAUCGAGCACAUCUAUCUUGAGAAGGAGGCUCGGUCUGAUGAACCUGGAGUCUACCCUCAGGCGGCGGCGACUUUGCUGGUUUGGCCACGUGCAGCGUAGCAACUCCAUCAUCAAUCGCGCAUGCCACCUCGAAGUCGCCAGGCAUAAACGUUCUGGCAGGCCCCAGAAGUCCUGGCAGGAAUGCGUGAAAAAUGAUCUGAAGGCUGCUGGUCUGUCUGUCAGCGACACCCAAGACAGAGCUCGAUGGCACGCUGCUGUUCUCCAUGCGACGUCCGACCCACUCUGAAGUGGAUAUACGGACGCUAAUUUCCAGAUAGUGAGUGAGUGAGUGAGUGAGUGAGUGAGUGAGUGAUAAUUUCCUUGUUAGACUAAAAUGAUAUUGUGAUGCAAGAUGACUACUACUUCUUCCUCCAAUAUUGAUAUUAGCUGAUUGUGAGUAAAUCAGUAUUUAAUCAGUCUCUUCUUCAGAAAACCAUACCGUGCUGUUGACGUAUCAUCCAGUGAACCUCAGUUUGAUUCUCAGGGAGAUGUAAUUGGGGCCUUUUUUUUGUGGAAAAUACAUCCCACCACUAUUAAGGUUAUUGUAUUUAUUAUUCACUUCCUGUAGUUAUUAGUGUGCUUGACUGGAUUUAAUUGGAUUAUGUUCAUAAAAUGACUGUGUACAGUUAUAGCCUGAUGGAUCACUCAGAUGGAUCGCUAUAAACUUUUUAAAACGACAUUAAAGUGGGAUGACAUGACAGCUGAAUAAAUCAGCAGGAUUUCCCAGCUGCUGCAAUUUAACAUUUUAAUCACUUCAAUCAUUGAGCCCAUUUUAAAGAAAAAAUCAAAUAAUAUCUAAAACAGAAUGAAGUUCUUUACCAGCAAACAGUCAACUUUUAUUUCCAGUUCAUUCAUGCUGAAAUCUACUGCAGUGCACUCAAGCUUGACUUCUCCUGAAGGUUUAUCUCAUGGCUGAGACAGACUAGCUGUGAUUAUUUAUUGUUUAUCUAUUUUCACAAGCAGUGGUGGAGUGAUUAACACUGUCGCCUGACAGCAAGAAGGUUCUGGGUUUGAACCUACUGGUCUUUCUGUGUGGAGUUUGUGUGUUCUCCAGGUGCUCUGGGUUCCUCCCACAGUCCAAACACCUGUAGAUUUGGUCAACUGGCUCCUCUAAACUGCCCAUGAGUGUGAAUGUGAUUGUGAUGGUUGUUCGUCUCUGUGUAAUGACCUGCCCAGGGUGAACCCCAUCUCUCGCUCAAAGUCAGUUGGGAUUGGCUUGAGCUUCCCUGCAACCCCAACAGUGAAGAAGAAUAGAUAAUGGAUGGUUGUAUUCAUGCUUCUGGGCAAUUUAGAGUAGCUACCUGAAUUUAUCUGCAUGUCUUUGGACUGUGGGAAGAAAGCACAACACCUGAAGGAAACCCACACUCCACACAGAAAGACCCCAGUUGGCUUCAAGGUUCAAACCCAGAACCUUCUUGCUGUGAGGCAACAGUGAUAACCACUGCACCACCAUAACACCCUGACUUACACAUACAUGGACACCAAUCAGCCAUAAUAUUAUGACCACUGACAUCUCAUCUCAUUAUCUCUAGCCGCUUUAUCCUUCUACAGGGUCGCAGGCAAGCUGGAGCCUAUCCCAGCUGACUACGGGCGAAAGGCGGGGUACACCCUGGACAAGUCGCCAGGUCAUCACAGGGCUGACCACUGACAUGUGAAGUGAAUAAUGGUGAUUAUCUCAUUACAGUGGCACCUGUUAAG